This is a messenger RNA of Elgaria multicarinata webbii, 2392 nucleotides long. It is a transcript of the gene MTMR14, whose product is annotated as myotubularin related protein 14. The transcript has 19 exons. Gene Ontology annotation, biological process: dephosphorylation. The record is from RefSeq and is a predicted model, not a curated record. The coding region runs from base 16 to 2082 and encodes 688 amino acids. Gene Ontology annotation, molecular function: phosphatidylinositol-3-phosphate phosphatase activity. Lineage: Eukaryota; Metazoa; Chordata; Lepidosauria; Squamata; Anguidae.
UCGUGUCGCUCUGUGAUGACGGCAUCGUUCGCCUUUCCCGGAAGCGGAAGGAGGUUGCGAUGGGGAAGGCGUUGGCGCUGCUGGGGCGACAAGUCCGGGGCUCGGGCCGGUGAUUGUGGGGCGGGGAUGGCAGGUGCCCGGGGCGGCUCCGCCUCCCUUCAGGCUGCCGGCGGCGGCGAGCGCGCCUUGGCAGAGCUGCUGCUGGAGUUCUCGAGGGCGCAGUACCGGGCCAGGGACGGUGGUGGUGGUGGUGGCGGCAGCGCCGGCGGUAGUGGAGGCGGAGGUGGUGGUGGAGGGACCGGUAGCAACGCCAAGGUAGAACGUAUUGAAAAAUGCUGCCUUGAGUUAUUCAGCAGAGACUAUAGCUAUAGUCUGAUCCACAAUGUGAACGGUGAAAUCUGCAGCCACUACCCCCGACUGAUUGUCUUCUUAGAAUAUGAGAGCACUGAUCGAGAGAGGCACACAUUUGAGAGCACCGUCCCAGUUGGCAAGCUGCAAGACCUCAUCCACCGCAGUAAGAUGGCCAGGUGCAGAGGGCGGUUCGUCUGCCCCGUCAUCCUCUACAAGGGAAAGCAUAUAUGCCGAUCAGCCACCCUGGCAGGGUGGGGGGAGCUUUAUGGGCGCACAGGAUACAACUACAUUUUCUCAGGGGGCUCAGACGACGCCUGGGCAGAUACAGAAGAUCUGUCAGAAGAGGACUCUGCCUUCAGAAAUGCCGACUCGCAGCUGUUUGACAAGGUCCGAGGUCAUGACAUCAAGCUCUUGCGAUAUUUGUCAGUUGCGUACAUCUGUGACUUGAUGGUGGAGAACAAGAAAGUGAAGUUUGGCCUGAAUGUGACAUCUUCCGAGAAGGUGGAUAAAGCGCAGCGCUAUGCCGACUUCACGCUCCUCUCUAUCCCCUACCCAGGCUGUGAAUUUUUCAAGGAGUACAAAGACCGGGAUUACGUGGCGGAAGGGCUUGUUUUUAACUGGAAGCAGGAUUAUGUAGACGCUCCACUCAGCAUCCCGGUUUCCCUUACCCAGCCGUUGAAUAUUGACUGGAGCGAGUAUCAGAGCUGGGACCUCGUGCACCAGACACAGAACUACCUGAAGCUUCUGAUCUCCAUUAUCAAUGGUGACGAUGACAGUGGGCUCCUGGUGCACUGUAUAUCCGGCUGGGACAGGACGCCUCUCUUCAUCUCCCUCCUGCGCCUCUCCCUGUGGGCUGAUGGGCUGAUCCAUGCAUCCUUGGAACCCGCAGAGAUCCUUUACCUGACUGUGGCCUACGACUGGUUCCUCUUUGGGCACAUGUUAGUGGAUCGGCUCAGCAAAGGGGAGGAGAUUUUCUUUUUCUGCUUCGAUUUUCUGAAGCACAUCACCUCUGAGGAGUUCUCUGCCGCCAAGCAGCCCAGAAGGACGAGUCUGCCGCCUGGAUUUACUUUGGAGGAGAUCUGUAUGCUAAAGCAGAGGGACCGGGGCAGCACCACCAGUCUGAGCAGUGACUUCUCGCUGGUGAUGGAGAGUUCGCCUGGGGCUGCAGGGAGUUUCACCUAUGAAGCAGUGGAGCUGAUGCCAGCAGGGCCUCAAACGCAGGCUUCUUGGAGGAAAAACUGUGCGUCUUCCCCUCAGACGGUCCUGUGGAGUCGGUCAGCGCAGCCCGAAGACAGGCUGCCAUUCCAAGGCGUGCUCGAAGCCAGGUCCUCCAGCUCCUCCUCUUCCAACCACUCGGAGAACUUCUCACGGCUGGGCAGCAGUCCGCUGGAAGUGCCCAAGGCCAGAUCGGCCGACCACUCCCUGCCUGGAUCCUCCAUCUCUACCGACUUUGGCAGCUGGCAGCUGGUAACGGGGAGUGGCAGUAUACAGGAGCAGGCAGACUCCUCCCUCCCUCCUGGCAGCUUCCCGGAUGAGCUCCCUAACCGUUCCCUGCUGGUGACGCUGACGGAGAGGGAGUCCCGGCUAGACGAAGUGCGUUCAGCAUUCUUGGCAACCUACAACAGUACAGUAGGCCUGAAGUCUGUGUCGCCGAGCCCGUCGGGAGCCAUUGGUGGCCUUCUGGAGCAGUUUGCCCGGGGCGUUGGACUCAGAGGAAGCAGCGCCCUUUGACACCCCCUCACCCUUCCACCACCACCACCCCCAUCCAGGUUGUUUUCUAGUCCGAAAGGUGAAGGAACCUAAAAGCCAUGAGAGCCCAAGUGCCAGAUUCCAGUCUGGGCCAGAGCCUCUGGCCACGUCGUCCUCCGUAUGCUGCCGGCCACACUGCCUGACUGCCAGCUCUCCUGGGUCCAUCUGACUGACUGUGAUCGCAGCCUCAGGCUGGGCUGAUUUCCACUGGGAACUGGGGUUCUCCCCUAAUCAUGCAGGACUUGGCUAGCUCUGACAAAUCACCACAGUAAAAUGUGUCAAAAACACCCAA